This is a messenger RNA of Cladocopium goreaui, 876 nucleotides long. NCBI's taxonomy places the organism in Eukaryota, Dinophyceae, Suessiales, Symbiodiniaceae. The record is from the annotation of a GenBank genome assembly.
AUGCUGCAGACCUUGUGGUGGCUGUUGACCAUGCUGGUGGUCUUGCACUUCUUGCACCUGUUGGCCAGGCUGGCCUUGUGGUUGCCCUUGCUGUUGCCCAAAACUGAUACCUUGUUGUGGGUGCUAGUCUGGUUGCUGCCCUAUGUUCUGCCCAGGCUGACUUUGCUGUUGCUGUUGCCAAGCCUCUUGGCCUGGCUGUUGCCCAACAACCUGCCCAGGCAUGCAGGCCUUGUGGUCCUUGUUGGCCAUGCUGGGGUCCUUGCACUUGCUGCACCUGUAGGCCAAGCUGGCCUUGUGGUGUUUGUUGGUCUGGCUGCAGACCUUGUGGUCCCUGUUGGCCAUGCUGGGGUUCUUGCACUUGCUGCACCUGUAGGCCAAGCUGGCCUUGUGGUGUUUGUUGGUCUGGUUGCUGCACCAUGUCCUGCAUACGCUGACUUUGCUGUUGCUGUUGCCAUGGCUGUUGCCCAACAACCUGCCCAGACAGCGGACCUUGUGGUCCCUGUUGGCCAUGCUGGGGUUCUUGCACUUGCUGCACCUGUAGGCCAAGCUGGCCUUGAGGUGUUUGUUGGUCUGGUUGCUGGCUUUGCUGUUGCUGUUGCCCUAGCUGUUGCCCAGCAACUUGCCCAGGCUGCAGACCUUGUGGUGGCUGUUGGCCAUGCUGGGGUUGUGGCACUUGCUGCACCUGUAGGCCAAGCUGGGCUUGUGGUGUUUGUUGGUCUGGUUGCUGCACCAUGCCCUGCAUGGGCUGACUUUGCUGUUGCUGUUGCCCUGGUGAGUGUUGGUCUGGCUGCUGCCCCAUGCUCUGCCCACACUGGCUUUGUUGGUGCUGUUGCCGUGGCUGUUGCCCAACAACCUGCCCAGGCUGCAGACCUUGUU